Fasciola hepatica (liver fluke) is the source of this 2868-nucleotide messenger RNA. Lineage: Eukaryota; Metazoa; Platyhelminthes; Trematoda; Plagiorchiida; Fasciolidae. The record is from the annotation of a GenBank genome assembly.
AUGGGAACUGUGAAUCGUGAUCGACUUUAUCAACCUUUUUCGAACAACCAACAUGGAUUUAGGAGACAAAGCUCUUCGCUAGACGGUGAUUUGAACUCUUUCCGUGGUAAAUACACAAAUACACGCAUGACUAGUUGUGCUCAACCUUCUCCGGUAAGCUAUGAAUCAGGGGCCAAUUCACCAGCUGAUCAGCUACGUCCGCCGGUGGAUGCACCAACUUUAUCAGUACAAUCUUCUGCUACAUUGACCAAUGGCAUUAAAGCGAUCUCCGUUUGCGCUCUCAUGCUGCUCGGAUGUUUGGUUCUAUUCGCCUACACUUUCCCUGGUAAAUUGAAACUGGACACUGUGCACGCCAAAGAUUUUGUGCGGAAACCAGCCGUUCCACAAUUCUGGCAUCGUUUUGGACCCUCUCACCUAGAAGGGGUAAUUCCGGGCAGGAUGAAACGCGAUGAGCCUAAGAAAAUCCCGGAACACUUGGACUAUGGGCCACUAGAUGAGCCAAACUGCAUGGAGUACACCAAAGUGCUGUCGGCACUUCGUACACAAAUAGGUUCGUUGUACGCAGUGGACGUUCCCGGGGAGGAGACCAAUUUCAGUUAUGCCCAUCUCUCUCGCCGACCGUGGACCGAGCAGUUAAAAGCCAACUUCCUUUGGGCUGUAAAUUUACACGUGCCCAACAAAGCACAACGUACAGCUUAUUUUGAGCAACUUAUGAGCAGGCAGAACCCUGUUGCACAACUGCCGCGUUUUGCACACGCGAUAAUUUUUCACCCACCAGAAAUUCGAGAGUAUCUCGUGGGUCCAAUGAAAGCACCUACUGAAAUCCAACUACUUCGCACCUUACCUUAUCAGAAACGUCCUCUUGGAACUAUAGAAUACGAAGCUUUGGUUGACUUUCUAGCCAUCCAAUGCACUCAACUUGAUUCCUUGCUCCAAGAAGUGUAUGGAGCCAGUUAUUUCCGUGAAGUACCUAGCGCACAAUGGCGGUUGGGUUCGAAUGAGGGAUAUUCAACAUGGUUGUCGGGUAACGGAACGAGUAGGUGUCAGACUAAAUUUGACAAACCAAACGCAUUUGGCCGUCCGCACUGUCUUAUGCCUACGUUCACCUCACCGAUGACCACUCACGAAGCUCCUGAUCGCAGACGCAUGUGGCUUCGACUGAUGCACCAGGUGAUCGCAUUUAUUCAGCAUCCAGUGGAUAUUCAGUUCUACGUCGAUCACACGUCGGUGGAUCCGAAUGAAUGGUUUCUUGUUCAAAUCUGGUUUCAAGGUCAUUUCUACAAAUCGGUAGGGCAUCUGAUGAAAGCCUGGAAAGAUCGUCAGUUCCGUGUUCGUUAUCGUCCGUUCGCAAAUCUGUACGGUGGCGACAUAUUCGGAAAAACCGGUGAUACUCUUGAGGAAAUCAACCCAACAUCCAAAAGCUCCGGUUCGAAAAAGUCAUCAUUUCUUGGAUCACAGUGGAUGAAAAACCUUUUAGGACGCACGAAACGAGAUACAACUCAGACCCCGGGGCAAACAUCCGAAAAACCGUCCGUGGAUAAUGCCAAUCGCUUGCGGAUCAAGAAUCGGCAUGUGAAAUACGAUUUGUGGGAUUUUCACUUCACAGUACGACGUGACACGGGGUUGCGAUUCUACGGUGUGUAUUUUGACGGGAUCAGUAUCCUUGCUGAGGGAGGAAUGGAUGAAACGGCCACAGUUUACUGGGGCUGGACACCGUUCAUGCGUCAUUUAACUUCCCUGGAAACAAUGUUCGGUGUUGGUGCCAUGGCUUCAGAAUUGGCUCCCGGACUGGACUGUCCAGAAUCGGCCACGUACUUUCCAGUCCAGUUGGUUCUGGCUGGUGAUGUGGGCCCAGUAGAAAUAGAGCAUGGGGUUUGUCUAUUUGAAUCUACUGUGGACCCUCCAGGUGCUCCAGUACGCCGACAUUAUGAAUUCGCAUUGAAUCCUUCUGUGGAGUAUGGACUACCUACCGUGACGGAAAACGACCAUACGAACUUUGGAUUUGGAGCUCCUGGUCAUAUCCACGUGGAUGCUUUUUACCCAUGGCCAGAGCCAAAUCGGUUCCAACCGGUCGGUUUGGUACAGUCUUCAAACGCGUUUGGGUUUCUGUCGAACACUGAUCUACUUAAUUUUGUGAUCCACCAUCAUUUGUUCCAUUUUAAAUUGGACGUGGACGUGAUCGAUCAAAGGAACGCAUUUGACGUCGUUUAUGUCUACGGUCCGUUGAGUCUCAACGACUCGCAGACAAACCUACAAGGCCCCGGUAAAACUGACCCCAGUCUACCGCCUGGAUUGUGGAUGACAAAAAAACGAGUGAAAACAGAAAUGGAAGCACGAUUUCAUACGAAAUUUGAAGUUCCUGCGCAAUAUUUGACUUGUGCCAAGGCAGAUCAAUUUAGCCGAUCAGGACCACCAAAUUUGAACUGUGUUGCUUUGGUAAAUAAAGGAGCCAUCAAAACUUUGCUCAGUGAUACCCAUACAGAAGCGUUUGCAUGGACCCGACAUCAGCUCAGUGUGACCCGAUAUCACGAUGACGAACCACGUGCUUCUUCUAUUUACAACGGUGUUGACUUGGUCGACCCGGUUGUAAAUUUUACCAAAUUCAGUGAGAACGACGAGAGUAUCGAGAACGCGGAUUUGGUUCUAUGGGUAACCGUGGGAAAUUAUCACUUGCCUCGACAUGAAGAUCUACCCAAUACAGUGACAAGUGGCGGGAAACUUGCAUUCUAUUUGACACCGCAUAAUCUAUUUCGAUACAGUCCAGAUGCACUUCAGUGCGACCGGUUUUUUACAAAAAAUAAAGCGGAUUGGAUUCGAGGAUCCGGAGUGGACCCAGACUGUGUAUCACAAUCCGUCCCGAGGCUCUGA